GCAGCGCUGACUCCCGCCAGGCUAGCUGCAGUUUGGACUAUGAGACCUGGCCGCUCCCCGCCCCCCCCGGCCCUUGGACCCGGCUAAAGUCCCGCUGGCCGCAGACGGGUGCAGCGGCUGCAGCCCAGGAACGGCGCAAAGCGGCCGAGGCGCCGACGGCCGCUCACCCCCGGACUCCCCGCCGCGCGGCCUGUGCACCUGCGCGCGGGCAGCGGCCGUUGCAGAGGGAGGAAGCGCCGCGAGCGGCCCCGCCCCGCCUGGCCGAGGGAGGAUGGCGGAACAAGGCGCCGAGAACCUGUCGGUGGUGGUACAUCGCGCCGGGGACCUGCGCCUGGAAAAUCGCUCGGUCCCAGAACCAGGUCCCAAUGGUUAACAAGAUCUGGGAACAAUAACAACUUAUGAAAGACACAAUCCUGAGGGUCCUAUUGAGAAAUGAUGCAUAAGGUCUGGAAAAUUAGUUCUCUUCCUUUAGACCUACCUGCAUCCACUCUGCUGAAGUAGGUGCUGCUGAGGAUGCAUUCGGUCGGGAUCUGUGGGUCUGAUGUCCACUAUUGGCAGAAUGGUAGAAUUGGGGACUUUAUCAUAAAGAAGCCCAUAGUGCUAGGGCAUGAGGCAUCCGGAACCGUCAUCAAAGUGGGGUCAUCAGUAACCCAUCUGAAGCCAGGCGAUCGAGUGGCCAUUGAGCCUGGUGCUCCGCGAGACAUCGAUGAAUUCUGCAAAAUCGGACGCUACAAUCUGUCUCCGACUAUCUUCUUCUGUGCGACACCUCCCGAUGAUGGAAACCUGUGCCGAUAUUAUGCACACAAUGCCAGCUUUUGCUACAAGCUUCCAGAUAACGUCACCUUUGAAGAAGGGGCCCUCAUUGAACCACUUUCUGUGGGAAUCCAUGCCUGCCGAAGAGGCGGAGUCACUCUGGGAUCCAAAGUCUUAAUCUGUGGGGCUGGACCCAUUGGGCUAGUUUGCUUGCUCGUAGCCAAGAUGAUGGGUGCUGCCCAGGUAGUAAUCACUGAUUUAUCCGCCUCCCGCCUGGAAAAAGCCAAAGAGAUUGGGGCAGAUUUCACCAUUCAGAUAAAGAAAGAAACCCCAAAGGACAUGGCCUGCAUGGUGCAAGGUUUGCUUAACUGCAUGCCUGACAUAACCAUGGAGUGCUCCGGGGCAGAGGCCAGCAUCCAAACUGGCAUUUACGCCACUCGCUCGGGCGGGACCCUGGUUCUGGUGGGGCUGGGACCAGAGAUGGUCCAUGUCCCCAUCGUGAAUGCUGCUGUGCGGGAGGUGGAUAUCAAGGGGAUAUUUCGCUACUGCAAUACGUGGCCCAUGGCGAUUUCUAUGCUUGCAUCCAAGAGAGUGGACAUCAAGCCUUUGGUUACACACCGCUUCCCUUUGGAAAAAGCGCUGGAGGCCUUUGAGACAACCAAGAAGGGUUUGGGGGUGAAAGUUAUGCUAAAGUGUGACCCCAGUGACCAGAAUCCCUGAAGCAUGGCACUGCACUCCUCCCCUAUUAUACUGCCUGGCUUAAAGACGACGAAUGGGCUCUAUAGUGAGAUGGGAACUGUAAUCAUAAGUUUAUAAGUAGUAUGUAGUGUUUGGGGAAUAAAGUUACGAUCACCUGUU
This is a messenger RNA of Trachemys scripta elegans, 1611 nucleotides long. RefSeq names its product sorbitol dehydrogenase (gene SORD). The transcript is spliced from 10 exons. The record is from RefSeq and is a predicted model, not a curated record. Gene Ontology annotation, molecular function: L-iditol 2-dehydrogenase (NAD+) activity; zinc ion binding. Bases 514 to 1473 code for a protein of 319 amino acids. NCBI's taxonomy places the organism in Eukaryota, Metazoa, Chordata, Testudines, Emydidae. Gene Ontology annotation, biological process: D-sorbitol catabolic process.